GCUAAAAUUUGGGGGGGAACGGCUUUCGCCCUGGAGCGGUGCGCGAUGCUCUCUCACGCCGACCUCCUGGACGCCCGGCUCGGGAUGAAGGACGCCGCCGAGCUGCUGGGCCACCGGGAGGCGGUGAAGUGCCGCCUGGGCGUCGGAGGGGCCGAGCCCGGAGGGGGCCACCCGGGAGACCUGGCCCCCAACUCGGACCCGGUGGAAGGGGCCACCCUGCUGCCCGGGGAGGACAUCGCCGCCGUCGGAUCCACGCCCGGCGCCCUGGUCGCCGCCGCAGCCGCCAAGGACCCGGAGAAGGGCCCCCCUGGAGCCCCCGGGGGCCAGGGCGCCGGAGGACAGGCCCAGGGGGGGCAGCAGGGCGGGCAGCAGAAGCAGAAGCGCCACCGCACCCGCUUCACCCCGGCGCAGCUCAACGAGCUCGAGCGCAGCUUCGCCAAGACCCACUACCCGGACAUCUUCAUGCGCGAGGAGCUGGCCCUCCGCAUCGGACUCACCGAGUCCCGCGUCCAGGUGUGGUUCCAGAACCGCCGCGCCAAGUGGAAGAAGCGCAAGAAGACGACGAACGUGUUCCGCGCCCCGGGGACCCUGCUCCCGACGCCGGGGCUGCCCCAGUUCCCCUCGGCCGCCGCCGCCGCCGCGGCCGCCAUGGGCGACAGCCUGUGCUCCUUCCACGCCAACGACACCCGCUGGGCGGCGGCCGCCAUGCCGGGCGUGUCGCAGCUGCCCCUGCCGCCGGCGCUGGGAAGGCAGCAGGCCAUGGCCCAGUCGCUCUCGCAGUGCAGCCUGGCCGCCGGCCCGCCGCCCAACUCCAUGGGCCUCUCCAACAGCCUCGGCGGCACCAACGGCGCCGGCCUCCAGUCCCACCUCUACCAGCCCGCCUUCCCCGGCAUGGUGCCCGCCUCCCUGCAGGGGCCCAGCAACGUCACGGGGUCCCCGCAGCUCUGCAGCUCCCCGGACAGCAGCGACGUGUGGCGGGGAACCAGCAUCGCCUCCCUCCGCCGAAAGGCGCUAGAGCACACAGUCUCCAUGAGCUUCACCUAAUGGCGCCCCAAGAACAACGACGACGACGACGCCUCCGCCGCCUUCUUUCCCUCCCUCCCUCACGCUUUCCCGCCCUUUUCUUCCCCUCAGAGCCAGGCCUCCGCCGCCAUUUUGUAAAACCAACAACCACAACAACCCAACCCAAAAGGAGGGGUGGUGGUGAAGGUGGUUGAAGCAAAACAAAGAAUAAAACAGGGAGUCGAACUCAGGAUCUGGAAGCAGUGGACUGGAUUUUUUGUGGGCAAGAGAAAAACACAACACACACACACACACACUAUGAAGUCGAAGGCAUCUGUGGCCGGCAUCCAUAGUUUUUCUGGCUAUGUGGCCAUGUUCAAGCAAGUGCACAUAUAUACACAAUCGCAACUAUCUGACCCCCACAUCCGCCUUGUUUUUGCCCCUCAAGGGAUAGAGGAGUGUUUUUAGUGUUUACCAGCAAUAGCAAGUACAUUUGUAUAGUGCUUAGCAGUGCACUUAAGCGCUCCCUAAGUGGUUUACAAUGUGUAAGCUAAUAAUAAUAAAUGUAUUUAUAUUGCCACGGCCUACAUUUCAACCUUCUGUCCAGGAGGAGUUCCAAAACUUCC
Sceloporus undulatus (fence lizard) is the source of this 1628-nucleotide messenger RNA. RefSeq names its product orthopedia homeobox (gene OTP). The record is from RefSeq and is a predicted model, not a curated record. Bases 46 to 1044 code for a protein of 332 amino acids. The transcript has 4 exons. Gene Ontology annotation, molecular function: DNA-binding transcription factor activity, RNA polymerase II-specific; DNA binding. NCBI's taxonomy places the organism in Eukaryota, Metazoa, Chordata, Lepidosauria, Squamata, Phrynosomatidae. Gene Ontology annotation, biological process: neuron differentiation; regulation of DNA-templated transcription.